AUGGCGGACGCCGGCCUCAGCGAUCUCAAGAAGCUGCUCGGCGACGUCCUCGACAAGCUAACAUCGCUCGAGACCAAGCUGACGGCGGUCGAUGGCGAGCUCUCCACCGUCAAGAUCGACCAACGGUGCCUCCACGACGCCGUCAAGGCUGAGAAGCAGGCCGCAUUCCCCGGAGUACUCGAGCUGCGUCUACCGGAGUACGACAGCACGGACGACCCCGACAUAUGGCUCCACCGCUGCGAGCUGCUCUUCCGCCUGCAGUGGACCGAGGAAGACAAAAAGGUGUGCCUCGCGGCCUUCCACAUGACCGGCAAGGCGCAGAUCUGGUACUACGGGGUCGAGCGCAACCGCGGCGUCCCUACCUGGCCGCAGUUCGCCGAGUCGGUGCGCCGCCGCUUCGGUUCCCUGACGCGCAGCAACGACGCGUUCCGCGAGCUCAUCCAACUGCGGCACACCGGCUCCGUCGCGGAGUACCGGGAAGAGUUCCUGGGGCUGGUGGACAGAUGCGACGGCGUGACCGACGCGAUGCAGCUCGCCUUCUUCACCGCCGGCCUCCGCGAUCCCCUGCGCGCCGACGUGGAGCUGCGGCAACCGGCGACCCUGCAAGACGCCGCGUGGAUGGCCGGUGUGCUCGAGCACCGGGAGGAACUUGGCUUCGAAAAUUGA
This is a messenger RNA of Miscanthus lutarioriparius, 666 nucleotides long. The record is from the annotation of a GenBank genome assembly. Lineage: Eukaryota; Viridiplantae; Streptophyta; Magnoliopsida; Poales; Poaceae.